AUGGAGCUGAGCCCGGGGCCCUGCGCCGAGAUGCUGCAGGUGGCCGAGGAGGCCUUUCGCGGCGGCAACUUCGAGCUGGCGGCCGAGAUCUACGGCUCGCAGCUGGCCGAGCUGCCGCAGCCCGAGCGGGGCCUCUGCCUGCGCCGGGGGGACGCGCUGGCCCGCGCCGGCCGCAUGGCCGAAGCCCUGGAGGCCUACAGCGCCGCCGCCCGGCUGGCCCGCCUGCGGCCCGAGGAGCUGCGGGAGCUGGCGGAGAGCCUGGCCCUCAGCCUCCGCGAGAAGGCGCUGCGCUUGCCGCCCUGGCCCGGCGGCGGCCCCGAGGGGGCGGGCGAGGCCCUGGGCGACCCCGCCUGCUGCCGCCCGCCGGAGCUGCUCGGCUGCCCCCUGUGCCGGCGGCUGCUCUGCGAGCCGGUGACCCUGCACUGCGGCCACACCCAAUGCCGGCGCUGUGCCGAGCCCGGCGACUGCGGCCGCUGCCACCGGCCGCGGCGUAUCGCCGACGCCCCCGGCCCCGCCAGCGCCCGGGUCAACGUGGUGCUGGGCAACCUGCUGGAGAAGUGGCUGGAGGGGGAGAGCCGGGCGCGGCGGCUCCGCGCCGAGGGAGACGAGCUGCGGGACAAGCAGGAGCUGCUGGCCGCGCUAGAGAAAUACAACCAGGCCCUGGAGACUGCUCCCUGCAAAUGUUCGUUAAUAGCACAACGAGCAGAACUGUGGAUAACCAUGAAAAACUAUCAACAAGCUCUCCAUGAUGCAGAUGCACUCUGCCAAAACAAACCCCUCUGGCCCAAGGGUCAUUAUGUGAAAGCACAAGCUCUUUCUGGAUUGGGAAGGACUGAAGAAGCACUGAAGGAGUUUCUUUAUUGUGUUGCCUUAAAUCCUGAAUGGAGCUUAAUGAAGAAAGAAGCCCAAAAGAUAAUGUGCGAGAUGUUUUUCCCAGCCUUUGAAAAUGUGCAUGACAGUCUCACUGCACCUUUCUCUAGUCGGACAAGGUUGAAACCUGCAUUUUUAAGCAGCUUAAAUACUGUUGAAGAUGGUUCUGCUGCUGGGUGCUCUGAGGAUACUGUAUUCAGAUUAACAAAAGCACUGUCCCAAGAGCCCGAUGUACUUCGAAGCACUAAUUCAUCUCUCUCUCACAAUGUACUGGAUUUGCAUUUUGAAGACAAUAAAAAGUCAUUGGGAACAAUCCUCUCCAGCUUACCUAGUGCACGUUUAAAAAGAAAGCUAUCCAGUGACUUGAUGGAUUUACAAAGCUUGGAUGUCCCCAAUAAGAUUCCUAAAAAAGAUGGAGAUACUGUACUUGAAAACUCUGCCACCUCUGCAUUACGUGAGAUACCAGCAAUCCUUGUGGAUGCAUCUGACUUCGAGUGUUCCCUCUGCAUGAGGUUAUUCUACGAGCCUGUUACCACUCCCUGUGGACAUACGUUUUGUCUCAAAUGCCUCGAGCGUUGCCUUGAUCAUAACCCGUAUUGCCCACUCUGCAAAGAAAAGCUGUCUGAAUUUUUGGCAAGCAGAACUUAUAAAAAGACUGUCCUUACAGAAGAACUAAUAGUUCGUUACUUGCCGGAAGAAUUGUCAGAAAGAAAGAAAGUUUAUGAAGAAGAAAUGAAGGAGUUAUCAAAUUUGAAUGAAGAUGUUCCCAUCUUUGUGUGUACCAUGGCCUUCCCUACCAUCCCUUGCCCACUUCAUGUCUUUGAACCUCGGUAUCGGCUAAUGAUAAGAAGAUGCAUGGAAACUGGUACCAAACAAUUCGGCAUGUGCUUAGCUGAUGAACUAAAAGGGUUUGCCGAUUAUGGCUGCAUGCUAGAGAUCAGGGAUGUAAAGUUUUUUCCUGAUGGGCGUUCAGUUGUUGAUACGGUUGGUGUUCGUCGGUUUAAGGUCUUGAACCAUGGUCAACGGGAUGGGUAUAACACUGCGAACAUUGAAUAUCUUGAAGAUAAAAAGGCGGAGGGAGCAGAGUAUGAAGAACUUGUCCGUCUUCAUGAUUCGGUUUAUGAUCAAGCUGUUGCCUGGUUUACUUCCCUUAAAGACAACAUGAAAGCACAAAUUCUCAAUCAUUUCGGAUCAAUGCCAGGAAAAGAAUCGGAGCCACAGAGUAACCCCAGUGGCCCAGCCUGGUACUGGUGGCUAUUGGCAGUGUUGCCAUUAGAAAACAGGGCUCAGCUGGCCAUACUUGCUAUGACUUCCCUUAAAGAUCGUCUUAUUGCCAUCAGACGUGUAUUAAUAUUUGUAACACGCAAGAGACCCAGAUGA
Messenger RNA from Emys orbicularis (European pond turtle), 2250 nucleotides. It is a transcript of the gene LONRF2, whose product is annotated as LON peptidase N-terminal domain and ring finger 2. NCBI's taxonomy places the organism in Eukaryota, Metazoa, Chordata, Testudines, Emydidae. Gene Ontology annotation, biological process: protein ubiquitination. Gene Ontology annotation, molecular function: ubiquitin protein ligase activity; protein binding. Bases 1 to 2250 code for a protein of 749 amino acids. The record is from RefSeq and is a predicted model, not a curated record. The transcript is spliced from 12 exons.